This is a messenger RNA of Aspergillus puulaauensis, 1725 nucleotides long. RefSeq lists its product as uncharacterized. Gene Ontology annotation, molecular function: transmembrane transporter activity. Gene Ontology annotation, biological process: transmembrane transport. Bases 1 to 1725 code for a protein of 574 amino acids. The record is from RefSeq and is a predicted model, not a curated record. The transcript is spliced from 3 exons. Lineage: Eukaryota; Fungi; Ascomycota; Eurotiomycetes; Eurotiales; Aspergillaceae.
AUGGGUCGAGAUAGUAUACCCAGUUCACCGUCGUCGGGGCCAGGGCACAAUGCCGAAGACCGCACACCCGGCAGUGAAUCGACCGUGGAAGAGGCUGUUGCGAGUGAGCCUGUCCAGCCGGCUGCUGUAAGCCCGCGCGGGGACAUGCCUGCGUGGAAAUGGAAGGGCAGCAUUGUUGUGCUGCUACUGACGACCGUCAUCAGCGGAUACGAUGUCAGCAAUGUCGCCAAUAUCCAGGCCCGUCUGUACGAGGCGUUUGGCAACAUCGAGCUCCUACCCUGGAUUGGUCUGUCUUACAGUCUUGCGAGUUUUGCGGUUCUCGGACUGUCGCGCAAGAUCCUGUACUGCUUCAAUAUGCGCUGGAUCUAUAUUGUCAAUGUUGUCAUCUUCAUGGCUGGUGCUGCUGUUUCUGGGGCUGCGACGAAUAUCUCUGCCGUCAUUGUCGGCCGCAUUAUCAUGGGUGUGUCCGGUGCGAUUGUCUAUCAGAGUAACUUGACCUUCGUCGCUGUGUUCGCCUCGCCCACCGAGACCCCCCGUCUGUUCGGUCUACUGAGUGCAACCUGGGCCAUUGGGCUGGUCAUCGGAGGCCCCAUUGGAUCAGCGCUAGCUGCCAACCCCCAUACCACCUGGCGCUGGGCCUUCUACAUGAACCUCCCCUGGGUCGGCCUCGCCCUGGUCCUCAGUCUCCUCUGCAUCCCAAGCAAAUACCUAGGCCCAGACAUCCCCGUCGUCCAACGAAUCAUCAAAAUGGACCCUAUCGGCCUCGUCCUCAACAUGGCCUCCCCCGUCCUCUUCGCCGUGGCCCUCGAAUUCUCCGGCUCCGUCUGGCACUGGUCCGACGGCGCCACGAUCGCCGUCUGGGUCCUCUUCGCCGUCAGCACAAUAGCCUGGUUCCUCCAACAAUCCCUCUGCGUUUUCACCACCCGCGAAGAACGCUCUAUCCCCCUGCACCUCCUGCAGCGAAUGGACCUCCUCCCCCUCUGGUUCGCCUCGGGCUGCGCAGGCGCCUCCUACGCCGUAACACUCUACUACACACCCCUCUACUUCGCCUUCGCCCGCGGCCACGACGCCCUGCAGCAAACAGUCCGAAUCCUCCCUUUCAUCCUCGUCUUCAUCGCAGUCGUCAUUCUCGUCGGCGGCUCCCUGCCGAAGAUCGGUCGCUAUGCACCGGUAUACCUCCUCGCCGGUCUAGCUACCAUCUCUGCUGCGGCAGGAAUGGCAACCAUGAUGCCGAAAACAUCAACCACCGAAUCAACAAUCAUGGGUCUGGAAGCACUCAUCGGGGUUGGCCUGGGCUGCUCCUUCCAGCACGGCGUGGGGAUUUCAAACGUCAUGAACCAGAAAUCCCCACGGGACCGCGUCGACUCGGCUAUCUUAUUCAACAUGGCGCAGAUGGGCGCGAUCGCCAUCGUUCUGGCUGUUGCGGGGUGUAUCUUCCAUAAUGUCGGAUAUAACCUGCUUAAUGAGGCAUUGGGCGAUAGGGGGUACAGCGAGCAUGAUCUGCGAGAGGCACUAGCGGGGGUUUCGUCUGUUGUGUGGCAGUCGCGCGACCCCGAUGUGAUUAAACGCGGCGUGGAGGCUGUGUCGAAGGUUAUUGGGAGGGAGUUUUAUCUUGUUGUUGCUGGGGGUGCGAUUUGUUUGGUUUGUGCGCUGCUUAUGAAGUGGGAGAGGUUGGAUUAUGGGAUAACGAAGGGGACGAAGCGGACCAAGGAGGUGAAGGCUUGA